Messenger RNA from Symbiodinium sp. CCMP2592, 2019 nucleotides. The record is from the annotation of a GenBank genome assembly. Lineage: Eukaryota; Dinophyceae; Suessiales; Symbiodiniaceae.
AUGGAACAUCAGAGCCUUGAGGACUUGAACCAAGCCAUCAGCGCUUAUGGGAAGGCCAAGAAGUGGCAGCAAGGGCUUCAGCUGCUGUGGCAGAUACCCGAAAGACGGUUAAGCCGCAGUGUGGUGAGCUUCAGUGCUGGUAUCCAUGCCUGUGCAAAGGUAGGUCAAUGGCAGAUUGCCUUGACCCUCCUGGAGGAGAUGGCGAGGGAACAAGUUCUGGCCAAUGUGAUCUGCUUCAACGCCGCCAUCAGUGCCUCUGGGAAAGGUGGCUGCUGGCAGCUUGCUCUUCAGCUACUCUCUGAGAUUCCCACUGCGAAGGCAUCCGCAAACGUGGUGAGCUUCAGCGCCGCCAUCUCUGCCUGUGAGAAGGCCAGUCGGUGGCAAGAGGCCCUAGGCAUCUUAUCGGAGAUGCCAGGGCGCCGUGCUGAACCGAAUGAAGUUAGCUGGAAUUCGGCGGUGAGCAGUUGCGAGAAGGCAGGUGAAUGGCAGUUGGCUUUGCAGCUCUUCUCUCAGAUGCCUGAAGCUGGACUUCGGCAAGACACGAUUACCUUCAAUGCUGCAAUCAGCGCCUGUGGCAGAGCCGGGCAAUGGGAUCGGGCAAUCCAGAUGCUGGGGGAAAUGUCCGUUGCCAAGUUGCCUGCAAGCGUCGUUAGCUUCAGUGCCAGCAUGACAGCAUGUCACCAGGCUAGUCAGUGGCAGACAGCCCUGACACUUCUCAGCAGGAUGCCGGAGAAGAAGGUGUUGCCCAACACGGUAGCCUUUAAUGCCGGCAUCAGUGCAUGUGACAAGGCCGGGGAGUGGAUGCUGGCUCUUCAGAUCUUGUCCGACAUGCCAGCUGCAGCUGAACCGAACGUUAUCACCUACAGUGCUGCCAUCAGCGCCUGUGCUUCAGCUGGACAGUGGCACGCGGCUGUCUGCUUGCUUGAGAACAUGCUUCUGAGAGGGAUAGCUCCGAGUGUGAUCAGCUUCAAUGCUGCAAUCAGUGCAUGUGAGGAUGCUGGAUUUUGGCAACUGGCACUUCUGCAUCUGGCAAACAUGCCUUCGGCCAUGGUGUUGCCAGAUGUCGUCAGCUUCAACGCAUGCAUCAGUACAUGUGAGAAGGGCGGCAACUGGCAGCUAGCCUUGGCGCUCUUGUUCAACAUGCUUUCUAUGCAACUCUCAGCUGACAGGAUUAGCUACAGUGCGGGAAUCAGCGCCUGUGAGAAAGCAGGGAACUGGGAGGCGGCACUGGCACUACUUGCUACAAUGGGAGCUGCUAGGGUGCUUGCCAACGAGAUCACCUUCGGUGCUGCUAUCAGUGCCUGUGAAAGUGGCGGGCGAUGGCAGAUGGCCCUGCAGCUGCUAUCCGACAUGCCACUUGCCAACGUGUCCGUUGAUGCUGUCAGCUACAAUGCUGCUAUAAGUGCCUGCCAGAAAGCCUGGAACUGGCAAGAGGCUCUGCAGUUGAUGUCAGAAAUGCCGGCACCAAAUGUGGUCAGCUUCACCACAGCUCUGAGCGCUUGUCAGAAAGGUUUUCAAUGGGAACAGGCCUUGCACCUCUUUCGGGAGAUGGGGGCGAGGAGAGUGGACCGAAACGUGGUCAGCUUCAGUGCAUCGAUAAGCGCGUGUGAGGCCGGAGGGCAGUGGCAGUUGGCGCUGGAACUGCUCCGUGAGAUGCUCCACGUCGAAGUCCGGGCGAAUGCCGUCAGUUUCAACUCCGCCAUCAGCGUCUCUGCUUCCGUGGGGCAUUGGCAGAAAGUCCUGCAGCUGCUUUUCCUGAUGACACAGUCCUCCUUGCCCCCGGAUGUCGUCAGCUUCAACGCCAGUCUCGCUUGCUUGGCUUCCGUGAGUCACGAUCGAAGCUGGGAGAUGGUUCUGCUGCUGCUACAGAAGAUGGCGAAGGAUUCUGUGAAGGCUGACGUCCUCAGUUUCAAUUCUGCCCUCCGGGCCUGUGAGACGGCAGGGCAGCACCAGUUUGCUGUGGAAUUGAACUCCGAGCUCGCCGGGCCCGCUCUGAGCCGACUUCGGCGAAAAGCGUAG